AUGGCAGAAGAAGUAAAUGAUUCACAGCAUUCAACUGCAAAAGCCAUGCAGUUUCUUCAUACUGAGAAAACUGGACCACUCCCCCAGGCUCUACUCCUCAAAGUAGAAAAGAAAGGUGUGGUAGAUCAACCACAAAAAAAUUUCCUGGCCUACCAACAUCACCCUUUUGGUAUCAUUAAUCUUUUUUCCUUCUUAGAUAUCAUAUAUGAUAUAAUGAAGAAACAGAAUUACACUUUGGUGCAUGAGUUCACUUUCCAGGGUUUCUCUAACUUCCAUGAGCACCAGCUCACACUCUUCAUUAUGUUCCUGGCACUGUACAUAUUAACCCUGGCAGGUAAUGUCAUCAUUGUGACCAUCAUCAGUCUUGAUCGUCACCUUCACACUCCCAUGUACUUCUUCCUCAGCAUGCUGUCUGCUUCAGAGACUGUGUACACACUUGUCAUUAUACCAAGAAUGCUGUUCAACCUCAUUGGCCUGAGUCAGCCCAUUUCCUUGGCAGGUUGUGCCACUCAGAUGUUCUUCUUCAUCACUUUGGCUAUCAACAACUGCUUCUUGCUCACAGCCAUGGGAUAUGACCGCUUUGUGGCUAUUUGCAACCCUUUGAGGUACUCAGUCAUCAUGAACAAGAGGGUGUGCCUCCAGCUGGUGUGGGGAGCCUGUAGCAUUGGUCUGAUUGUGGCAAUGAUACAAGUGUCAGCUGUGUUCAGGCUGCCCUUCUGUACUGCCAAGGUCGCUCACUUCUUCUGUGACAUCCGGCCUGUGAUGAAACUCUCCUGCAUUGACACCACUGCCAAUGAGAUCCUGACUCUGAUCAUAAGUGUGUUGGUGAUCUUGAUCCCCAUGAGCUUGGUUUUUAUCUCCUACAUCCUCAUCAUCUCCACCAUCCUCAGGAUUGCCUCUGCUGAGGGCAGGAAGAAGGCCUUUGCAACCUGUGCCUCUCAUAUCACAGUGGUUGUUAUCCACUAUGGCUGUGCCUCCAUUGCCUACCUCAAACCCAAAUCAGAGAACACCAGGGAUGAAGACCAGCUGAUCUCUGUGACCUACACUGUCAUCACACCCCUCCUCAACCCUGUGGUAUACACCUUAAGGAACAAAGAAGUCAAGGAUGCUUUGUACAGGGCCAUGGGAAAGAAACUUCCCUGA
Messenger RNA from Onychomys torridus (southern grasshopper mouse), 1143 nucleotides. Its product is annotated as olfactory receptor 10J1-like. Gene Ontology annotation, cellular component: membrane. The transcript has a single exon. NCBI's taxonomy places the organism in Eukaryota, Metazoa, Chordata, Mammalia, Rodentia, Cricetidae. Gene Ontology annotation, molecular function: olfactory receptor activity; G protein-coupled receptor activity. Gene Ontology annotation, biological process: G protein-coupled receptor signaling pathway. The record is from RefSeq and is a predicted model, not a curated record. The coding region runs from base 1 to 1143 and encodes 380 amino acids.